Molecule: messenger RNA, 1607 nt
Organism: Papilio polytes (common Mormon)
Lineage: Eukaryota; Metazoa; Arthropoda; Insecta; Lepidoptera; Papilionidae
Gene: LTV1
Product: protein LTV1 homolog
Exons: 11
Coding region: 92-1549 (485 amino acids)
Biological process (GO): ribosomal small subunit biogenesis; ribosomal small subunit export from nucleus
Cellular component (GO): cytosol; preribosome, small subunit precursor; nucleus
Source: RefSeq, a predicted model, not a curated record
AUCUGUGUUUGCCAAAACAACACAUGUUUUUCAUGUUGUGCAGCAAUAAUUACUAAAAAUUUAGUGUUAUUGGUUUUUGCGACAUACCAAAAUGCCGAAGACUAAAAAGUUUAUAGACCGAAAGAAAGCUGUAACAUUUAACUUGGUCCAUCGUUCUCAAAGAGAUCCUUUAAUCGCUGAUGAGAAUGCACCACAGCGUGUUCUUGUACCAGUUAAUGCUGUAGUACCGCCAAAGAAGGAGAAAGACCCGGAUUUAACUUUAGAUCAGAGAAAAGAAGAGCAACGUAAAUAUGGCAUAUACUUUGAUGAUGAUUACAAUUAUCUACAACAUCUUAAAGAUACAAAAGAAGUCACCAUGGUGUUGCAGCCAAAAAGUUCACAUAACAGAAAAGAGAAGAAAGAAACAGAUAUAGAAGGAAAUGAGAAUACAAAAGACAUAUCGGAAACAUUAAAACUUCCAAGUUCUGUGUUUGCUUCGGAAGUUGAAGAGGAUGUGGGAAUGUUGAAUAAGGCUGCAACACAAGGUCUAUGUUUGAACCUGGACCCCGAGGUGGUGGCGGCUCUUGACGAUGACUUUGACUAUGAUGAUCCUGACAAUCAACUUGAAGAUAAUUUUAUUGAAAUGGCUAUGGGAGAAGGUGAUGAUGAUGAAUAUGAUGAAGACGAGAGCUUGUCUGCUGAUGAUUCAGAUAAAGCGUUUGUAAGUGAUUUGGAUUCAGAUGAUGAUUCACAGGGUGAAGAUAGAGGGAGACCUAAAAUGCCGUCGUGGCUGGAGCGAGACAAGGACGACACGAAGUCUCGUUUCUCUCAAUAUUCCAUGUCUUCUAGCGUCAUACGACGUAAUGAAGGCCUUUCUUUGUUGGACAAUAGAUUUGAAAAGAUGUUUGCGGAAUACGACGACACGGAACUCGGAGCGUUGGAUCUAGAAGAUAUCGAAGGUUUCUUACCUCCUUCUCAUGACAUGCUGCUGCGAGCUGCUGAGGAGUUUGAAGAGUCACAGAGAAGAUACCAGCUGGAUAAAGAAAAGGAAAUUUCAAGAUUACAACAUCUCCAAGAGAUAGAAGAGGAGUCAGAAGAAGAGUUGAUGAGAGUGGAGGUGGAGCCCAAAGAGAGAUGGGACUGCGAGACUAUACUCUCUACUUACUCCAAUUUGUACAACCAUCCUAAAGUUAUUGAAGAACCCAAGAAACCGAAGAAAAUAGCAAUAAACGCGAAAACUGGUAUUCCAAAAGACGUUCUCGGUAAAGAUAAUAAACUGACAUUGAAGACGUUGGCAAAAUUUAACGCACAGCAACAAGAGGAGAGUAACUCAGAAGACGAACAGACACAAGCGGAGACAGUUUUAUCAACACUUAGCGUAUUAUCCAUAAGACCCAAAGACGAAUCGGCAGAAGAGAAGAAAGAACGAAAACGUCUUCUAAAGGAAUACAGAAAAGAAAGAAGAAUAGAGAAGAAGGCGAACAAAGAAGCUUUCAAAGAAGAGAAGAAACGACAGGAAAAGAUAAUGUUGAACAAUAGAAAUAAUGUUCAAGGUAAUAAAAUAUUUUAAAUUAAGUAAAAAUGUAUUUUAUUUUUGAAUAAAUUUAAUAUUUACAAAUAUAUUGUAA